CUGAGAUACGGUACAGUUAGCCAUGGAUUCAGAAGCGGUUUUAUUGUUAGAAACAGUUAAUUUUGCUGCGGAAAAACAUCGUAAUCAACGGCGUAAAGAUCCAGAGGGAACGCCGUACAUUAACCAUCCAAUCGGAGUAGCAAGAAUCCUCAGCUAUGAAGGAGGAGUCACAGACAUUGAGGUUUUGCAAGCCGCUUUGCUUCACGACACUGUAGAGGACACAGACACCACCUCGGAGGAGCUGGAGGCCAAAUUUGGCCCGAUCGUAACUCACAUUGUCCAAGAGGUGACGGAUGACAAACGUCUGCCGAAGCAGGAGCGGAAGCGGCUGCAGGUGGAGCAUGCACCUCACUGCAGCCAACAAGCCAAACUGGUGAAACUGGCUGACAAGCUGUACAACCUAAGGGACCUGAAUGCCUGCAUGCCUGUCGGUUGGUCAGCUGAGCGGGUCCAGGAGUACUUUGUUUGGGCUGCCGAGGUGGUUAAAGGUCUAAAAGGAACAAACUUGGCUCUGGAGGAGAAGCUGGAGAAGCUGUUCAAACAGAGAGGGCUUCAACUCUGAAAGAGCAGCCUCACCUCACUGGAGACCAGACUGUUUUAUUUCAUUUAUAAGCCAUGAGAAUAAAUCUUUUUACCAGUA
Messenger RNA from Girardinichthys multiradiatus, 640 nucleotides. RefSeq names its product HD domain containing 3 (gene hddc3). Lineage: Eukaryota; Metazoa; Chordata; Actinopteri; Cyprinodontiformes; Goodeidae. The transcript has 4 exons. The coding region runs from base 23 to 562 and encodes 179 amino acids. Gene Ontology annotation, molecular function: guanosine-3',5'-bis(diphosphate) 3'-diphosphatase activity. The record is from RefSeq and is a predicted model, not a curated record.